AUGGAAGCAGCGCAAGAUCCAGCUGCACAACCAUCGUCGGAGGAUGCUUGUCCUCAGCCUUCAUCUGAUGCCAGCACAGACGUCAACGAUGCAGGGGAGAGCUCAAAGACGGAAGAGAAGUCAGAGCGAAAUGAGGAAAAAGCAGCAGCAGCGGUGGUCUCACAGGAAGGGUCAUCUAAGGAGCAUAAAGAGGAGAAGGCGGUAGCAGCACAAGAUGUCUCUCGGAAGGAUACAGACACUAGUGGUGAAGUGGAGAAGGAACGAGACAAUGGUGCUGAAGACAAGAAGGUUGUAGAGAAAGAAACACCCGAUGUAGAACACAAUCCGUUCCAGAUUGCACCUAAGGAACCUGCAGAAUCCGCGGCGCAUGUGAAAAAUGAGAAAACUGAAGAGGGAAAAACCUCGGUUGCAACCACGGAUAUUGAUGUGAAAGUCAGCGAACCUGAACACAGCAAGGAUGUGAGUCAAAGUGAAGAAACAAAGAAGGAAGUGAAAGACCAAAGUGACGGAGAGAAGAACGAAGGGAAAGCCACGUCAACGACUGAAGAAAAGAGCGAAGAAGUCAAACCAAGUCAGAACUCAUCACAGAUUGAAGCUCAGCCGAGCAUCAACGCAGAGUUGUCGGAUGAUCAGCAGUUGGUAGCAUCCCUUGCAGCGGCAGCCUUUGGCGAAGUUCCUGUCAUGGGCGAUGUUGACAUGUUGAGGACUGAGUCGGAGAUCUACCCGAAAGCUAGCGGUGCGGAGGAGAAGGCAGCCGGGCAACCGAACAGGACUGAUGACAACGAGGCUGUUGCGAUGUUGUUGGGCCUCUCGCAGUCAGAGAGCACUGAGAGGAGCGAGAGCGCGGAGAAAUCGCAAAGUCUUGUCAAAGGAGGUGAGAGCCACCGAACUGAGACGAAGCCGGAGCCCAAGACUCCCCGGAAACAAGAGCCCGGCAGCUCGAAGAAGGGGAAGGCUCAUCAUGAACACGCCAAGGCAAAGAAAGGCCAAGAGUCCACGCCCAACGCUAAGAAGGCGAACGCGGGAGAGAAGGUGAAGGUGGAGGGCGAGGACAAGACUGCUGGGGAGAUCAACAAGUCCAAGCGGGAAAGGGAGAACGCUGAAAAGAACGAAGAGGUGGCCACCCCCGGUAAGGAGAAAGACUCAAAGAAGAAACAGAAGAAGCAGAUUGGUGAACAAAUUCAGAACGAGAAAACUCUCUCGAGAGAAGAGAGAAAGAUGCUCGCCUACAUGCGACAGUUUGAAGAGAUGGAGAGGAGGCAGCAGAGGCUUGAAAACCCUGGAACUCCGCGGGAGAAACAUGAUGGUGAUGGCCAUGACGGGAGGGCAGAGAGGGUGGAGUCGAAGUCUUCCCAUGCUAAGGGCGCGGACGUGAAGCAUGAAUCGCACGGCAGCGCGAACGAUGCAGCUGGUCAGGGAGCUCGAGGAGACGGGGAGACUGCAGACAGUGCAAGCGCAUCUGCUGCCCAGGAGGUGCAGGAGCGUUCGGCCGACUCUGCGGAUCAUUCUACGAAGAUUGAAGAUGCUGCAGCAGAGGACGGAACGAAGUCCGACCACGAUCAUGUCAACAAACAUUUCUCGCACCACAACACGUCCGGAGCGAACCAGCAGUGGCGAGGAACGAAGGGCCAUGGCGUGAGGAUGGGGAACAUGCUCAAGACUUGCUACAAGUUGACGGACAAGCAGCGACAGGCGAUGGAGAUCGCUGCUGGCGGGGGCCUCCUCCUCCUCCGCGCCUUCAAGGCAGGAGCGGAGAAAAGAGCGCCCUGUGUUCGCUUCCUCAAGAUCCCUCGGGACUCCGAAGUCUCAGAGAAGGAGGUGGAGGUGAAGACAGUGAGACUGGAUGCUCAAACCUGGAUCAAUGCGGCCAAGGCCACCAACCAGAACCGCCUGAACCCGAAGAGGCGAACGGUAGACCGCAGGAAGUUCCCUCUUGUCAAGAGGAUCCUGCAUCUGUGGAGUCUCGAGGCUCAGCCCGUGGCAGCUCCUCCGAGGAAGGAAGUGGAGCCUUCAAGUACCAAGGCCGGGGCUGCGGGCGGGUAUCGUUUGAAGCAUGAGAAAGGAGGCCACUUGGAAAGGAUCGCAAGCAGCUGGCGGAAGGACCCUGAGGCUUCAAGGAGCGGAGCAAGUCGGGACGCGCCGCAGCCUGAGCGUGUGGAGGCGCAAGGAGGAGGACAGGCGAGGGAAGUUGGGCCAGCAGUCGGGACGGAGGCGCAGCCAGCGGCCAGCCAGGAGGAGCAGAGAAGGCCAGGAGCUCAGAGCGUUUCAGUGAAAGACGAGAUCAGAUCGUUUGUCGAUCACGUCGCUGCAGCCACGAGGGUCAACCAGCCUCCUGCCCAGAUGCCCUUCGGCUACCAGGGGGAGCCGAGCGCCGUCCCCAUGGACUUCAUGGCAGGGAGGGGAGCUCUGGACAUGGGCAGAGACAUGCACUUGCAGAGGCCCUUCCAUGACCAGGCCGCCUACUUCCGCCGCUCGGCAUGGGAUCAGCUGCCGACCGACCAGCCUCCUCCUUACAAGCAGGAGAACAAGUUCUCGAUGAUGCAUGAGCGGGACAUGGAUCGGGGGCCACUCAGUAGAGGCUACCGCCCUCCCAAGUUCGCCGAUGCUCCCCAGCCCUUCUUCCAACGACGCAGGGCCAUGAUCCCUCCUCCUCACAGAGACAGCUCGCUCUCGCCAAGGAGCAGGGAGUUCCAUCGGGAGCUGCAGGUGGCGCGUGAGCAUCGAAGGGUAGCAGAGUCGCUGGACAUGCAGGACGGCAAACCUGAGGGAGCUGAACUACCUACCCCAGUCUGGCCCCCGAUGCCGCCGUGGGUCCCCCCGCACCCGGGUCCCAUGGCGAGAAAGGAACGUCCUUCCAUGUUCGACUCGCGUCCCUCCUAUCCCAAACCUUCAUCUGCUCGCUAG
This is a messenger RNA of Guillardia theta CCMP2712, 2904 nucleotides long. RefSeq lists its product as hypothetical. Lineage: Eukaryota; Cryptophyceae; Pyrenomonadales; Geminigeraceae. The record is from RefSeq and is a predicted model, not a curated record. The transcript has 4 exons. The coding region runs from base 1 to 2904 and encodes 967 amino acids.